UCUACAUUUGUCGAUGCUGCGCCUGGCAGUCCCCAUUCGACCUCGUUGGGCCUCCCUUUUCGGAGGGCUCCUAUCAACAGUUUCUUUUCUUUUUUUAGCCCUAAUUCAUGAGUCUAUAGCCCUGUAUGUUUACCGUAACGACUGUGUUUCCCUUGAUACCCAUGUUAACGCCUUCGAUAUUUCGAUGUCGCCUGCUCGAGUCCUCCUCUUGGCCUCGAUAUUCACAGAAAAAACUUUCAUACUCUAAGAAAUGAUCCCAUCAUACACC
Daldinia decipiens is the source of this 268-nucleotide messenger RNA. RefSeq lists its product as uncharacterized. The record is from RefSeq and is a predicted model, not a curated record. The transcript has a single exon. The coding region runs from base 14 to 247 and encodes 77 amino acids. Lineage: Eukaryota; Fungi; Ascomycota; Sordariomycetes; Xylariales; Hypoxylaceae.